Molecule: messenger RNA, 2194 nt
Organism: Gossypium arboreum
Lineage: Eukaryota; Viridiplantae; Streptophyta; Magnoliopsida; Malvales; Malvaceae
Product: proline-rich extensin-like protein EPR1
Exons: 1
Coding region: 125-1996 (623 amino acids)
Source: RefSeq, a predicted model, not a curated record
GAAAAAAGAAGAAGUGGUAAAUGAUGUGAAUGUUAUGUAUAAAUAGUAGCAUAAGUUUUAGUUUGUAAUGCAUUCCAUUCUAAAUCUAAACACCUUUCAUAUUGCUUAGAGUUUGCAUUUCUCUAUGGCCAAGGCAUUGGUGUUUAGUUUUUUUAUUGUUUUAUUAGCAUUUACAAUUAUAUCUUCUUCAUUACCUACUAAUGCUCUCUUGGGUUGUUUUCAACGAUGUCAAAGACGAGAAGAUUGCAUUACCCAACUCGUUUGUUUAAAUGGCAUCUGUCUUGAUAGUCCUUUAAGUAUCACCAAAACUUGUUUAGUAAUAAGGAGUCCUCCACCACCACCACCACGUCCAAAAACACCUCCGCCAAUUUCACAUCCACCUUUGAGGGCGUCUCCACCACCGCCACCAUCACGUCCAAAUACACCUCCGCCAGUCUCACUUCCACCUUUGAGGGCACCUCCACCACCGUCACUGUCACCACCAUCACCACCACCACCACCACGUCCAAACACACCUCCACCAGUCUCACUUCCACCUUUGAGGACGCCUCCACCACCAUCACCAUCACCACCACCACCACGUCCAAACAUACCUCCGCCAGUCUCACUUCCACCUUUGAGGGUGCCUCCACCACCAUCACCACCACCACCACCACCACGUCCAAACACACCUCCGCCAGUCUCACUUCCACCUUUGAGGACGCCUCCACCACUAUCACCACCGCCACCACCACGUCCAAACACACCUCCACCAGUCUCACUUCCACCUUUGAGUGCGCCUCCACCACCACCACCACGCUCAAACACACCUCCGCCAGUCUCACUUCCACCUUUGAGGGCACCUUCACCACCUCCAAUUCCCCCACCUUCAAUGAACCAACCUUUACCUCCACCUCUGUCACCUCCAAUGAACCAACCAUCACUUCCACCUUUCUCACCUCCAACGAACCAACCUUUACCUCCACCUCUGUCACCUCCAGUGAACCAACCGUCUCCUCCACCUAAUUCAAUAACACCUUCACCUUUCUCACCUCCAAUGAACCAACCUUCACCUCUACCUCUGCCACCUUCGAUAAACCAACCGUCACCUCCACCUUUCUCACCUCCAAUGAACCAACCUUCACCUCCACCCUUGCCACCACCAAUGAACCAACCUUCACCUCCACCUUUCUCACCACCAAUGAACGAACUAUCACCUCCACCCCUAUCACCUCCAAUGAACCAACCUACACCUCCACCUUUCUUACCUCCAAUGAACCAACCUUCACCUCCACCUUUCUCACCACCAAUGAACGAACCAUCACCUCCACCCCUGUCACCUCCAAUGAAACAACCUUCAUCUCCACCAUUCUCACCACCAAUGAAUGAACCAUCACCUCCAAUGAACCAACCUUCACCUCCACCUUUUUCACCACCAAUGAACGAACCAUCACAUCCACCCCUGUCACCUCCAAUGAACCAACCUUCACCUCCACCUUACUCACCACCAAUGAACGAACCAUCACCUCAACCUUUCUCAUCUCCAAUGGACCAACCUUUACCUCCACCUUUCUCACCUCCAAUAGACCAACCUUCACCUCCAUCUUUCUCACCACCAAAGAACGAACCAUCACCUCCACCCUUGUCACCUCCAAUGAACCAACCUUCACCUCCACCUCCACCUUCAGCUCUAUCACCAAGGAGGACACCACCCCCACCGCCUCCGCCUUCAGCUCCAUCACCAAGGAGGACACCACCCCCACCGCCUCCACCUUCAGCUCCAUCACCAAGAAGGACACCACCACCACCACCGCCGCCUCCACCUUCAGCUCCAUCACCAAUGAAGACACCACCGCCGCCACCACCUUCAGCUCCAUCACCAAGAAGGACACCACCACCACCACCACCACCUCCACCUUCAGCUCCAUCACCAAGGAGGACACCACCACCACCGCCUCCACCUUCAACUCCAUCACCAAGGAGGACACCACCACCUCCACCACCAAGGACACAUUAACUAAGGUUCAUUAAAAGAAAAGUUGUUAUGUAUUCAAGAUCGUUAGUAAAAAUCCAUAAAUAUGUCAAAAAUGGCUAAAAAUCUAUUUUGACUAAAAAUAAGGAUAUUCUAGUAAUGAAGUUAAGUUGGCAACAAUCUAUUAUGUAACCCUCUACCAAAUAAUAAUAAAUACAUUUUAUGAAUGCAAGUUUGAUAUAA